This is a messenger RNA of Rotaria socialis, 612 nucleotides long. The record is from the annotation of a GenBank genome assembly. NCBI's taxonomy places the organism in Eukaryota, Metazoa, Rotifera, Eurotatoria, Philodinida, Philodinidae.
AUGGGCUGUACGGGCUCUAAGCAUGAAUUAUCAGCAGCUGAUUUGGCAUUUUUGAAAAAUCAUACGUCGUAUUCCGAAAAAAAAAUCAAAAAUUGGUACAAAGGUUUUAUGACCGAUUGCCCUAACGGGGAAUUAACGCGUGAGUCAUUUAUCCAAAUCUAUAAACAAUUCUUUCCUAAAGGACGUGCCGAAAAUUUUUGUGAGCAUGUCUUUCGUGCAUUUGACUCUGAUAAUAGUGGAAAAAUUGAUUUUAAAGAAUUUCUACAAGCGAUUAAUAUAACAUCUCAAGGAACGCCUAACAAAAAAUUAGAAAUGGCUUUUCGCAUGUAUGAUUGUAAUGGUGACGGGUCAAUUGAUCAAGCUGAAAUGCGACGAAUUAUAACUGCUAUUUACGAAUUAAUUCCUGAGGAAACCGAUCAAGGAGAACGACAAAUAGAAGCUGAUGAACGUGCACUGAAUAUUUUUCGCAUAAUGGAUAAAAAUUCCGAUGGUAUAUUAAGUCGAGAUGAAUUUAUUGAUGGUUGUUUACACGAUGAGCAACUCUAUCAAUUGCUAACUCAAUCGAAUCGUUUUGGUGACACUCGUGAAUCACAAUCAUCACUUGACGAUUAA